CUUUUCCGGUUUACCAAGUGCUAACCGCUAUGUAGCAGAGGUUCGGGGUCUCAGCAAUGUAGUAUGUUCUUUGCUUCCAAAAAAAAGUCUAAACAUUUGCAGCAUUAAGUUUUAAAGAUAUUGCUGGAUCAACUGCAUCGCUUGUUAGCAUGUUGGCUACAGGAGCGGCUGUGACGACGGCCCUCGCACAAGUGGAUAGAGAAAAGAUCUACCUGUGGAUCAAUGAGCUCUCCAGCCCAGAGACCAGGGAGAACGCGCUGCUGGAGCUCAGCAAGAAGAGGGAGUCCGUACCAGACCUGGCUCCGAUGCUCUGGCACUCCUGCGGGACCAUAGCGGCCCUGCUGCAGGAAAUUGUCAACAUCUAUCCAUCGAUCAACCCCCCCACGCUGACAGCACACCAGUCCAACAGAGUCUGUAAUGCGCUUGCUCUUCUUCAGUGUGUAGCCUCCCAUCCAGAGACGAGAUCUGCUUUCCUGGCUGCACAUAUCCCACUCUUCCUCUACCCAUUUUUACACACAGUGAGCAAAACGAGACCAUUUGAAUACCUCCGACUCACAAGCCUGGGAGUUAUUGGUGCUCUAGUAAAAACUGAUGAACAAGAAGUGAUCAACUUCCUUCUGACCACAGAGAUUAUUCCUUUAUGCCUUCGCAUUAUGGAGUCUGGGAGUGAACUUUCCAAAACGGUUGCCACUUUCAUCCUUCAGAAGAUUCUUCUGGAUGACACAGGGCUAGCAUACAUUUGCCAAACAUAUGAGCGCUUCUCACAUGUUGCUAUGAUUCUGGGUAAAAUGGUCCUCCAGCUUUCCAAAGAGCCUUCUGCCCGUCUUCUGAAGCACGUUGUACGCUGUUACUUACGACUGUCAGACAAUUCCAGAGCCCGAGAAGCUUUGCGGCAGUGCCUUCCCGACCAGCUCAAAGACACCACUUUUGCUCAGGUGCUGAAGGACGACACGACCACCAAACGCUGGCUGGCCCAGCUGGUGAAGAACCUGCAAGAGGGCCAAGUCACUGACCCCCGAGGGAUCCCCCUCCCCCAGCAGUGACAAGAUGCUCACCCUUUUCUUCCUGAUCCACGCACACCCUGAGGAACACCAGCAAGAAACUGCCAAAACAACAAGCCUUUAAACAGUUUACAAGACUCACAGUUUGAUUAUUCUUGUAAAGACUGCUGCGUCAGAGACAUUGGAUUCA
Messenger RNA from Nematolebias whitei (Rio pearlfish), 1191 nucleotides. RefSeq names its product CCR4-NOT transcription complex subunit 9 (gene cnot9). Gene Ontology annotation, biological process: negative regulation of translation; mRNA catabolic process. The coding region runs from base 150 to 1043 and encodes 297 amino acids. NCBI's taxonomy places the organism in Eukaryota, Metazoa, Chordata, Actinopteri, Cyprinodontiformes, Rivulidae. Gene Ontology annotation, cellular component: CCR4-NOT complex; P-body; CCR4-NOT core complex. The transcript is spliced from 8 exons. The record is from RefSeq and is a predicted model, not a curated record.